Molecule: messenger RNA, 1155 nt
Organism: Anguilla anguilla (European eel)
Lineage: Eukaryota; Metazoa; Chordata; Actinopteri; Anguilliformes; Anguillidae
Product: olfactory receptor 52J3-like
Exons: 1
Coding region: 49-1002 (317 amino acids)
Biological process (GO): G protein-coupled receptor signaling pathway
Cellular component (GO): membrane
Molecular function (GO): G protein-coupled receptor activity; olfactory receptor activity
Source: RefSeq, a predicted model, not a curated record
AAAUACAGCAAGCAACUAAGUAAAGAGUAAAACUCAAAAUAUAAGAACAUGGAGAUGGAGCCCAACAGCACAGACCUUCCGCCAUUUUUUUACAUGGAGACCCUGGGCUUACCGCCAUCCCAGACCUACUUUGCUGUCGUCAUGGGGACAGUGGCCUAUUGCUUUAUCUUGGCUGGCAACAUGACCAUGAUCCUGAGCAUCACCCUGAACAGAAGUCUGCACAAACCCAUGUACCUGAUGCUCCUCAACCUGCCCAUCAACGACCUGAUGGGUGCCACCGCUUUCUUUCCCCAGCUCAUCAGCAGCAUCGCCUUGGAGGACCGCUCUAUCUCCUGUGCAGCCUGCUUCCUUCAGGGGCUGCUGGUGCACCUGUACGCAGGCGGAGCCUACAUCAUCCUCACUGCCAUGGCGUACGACCGCUUCCUGGCCAUCUGCAACCCACUCAGGUACAGCACUCUCAUGAGCAAUACCAACCUGCUGAAGAUCGUCAUGGGGAUGUGGCUGAUGGACCUGGUCCUGAUAUUGGCCCUCUUCUGUCUGCUUGCCCGGUUCCGGUUCUGUGGGAACAGAAUAGUUGACAUGUACUGCAAUAAUGCCAGCCUGGUCAAGCUGGUAUGUGGAGACACCAGCAUCAACAACUACUACGGCCUCUUCCUCUCUUCUUUCCUGCAAGGGAUGUCCCUGCUCGCCGUGGUCUUCACCUACGUCCAGAUCCUGGUGGCCUGCCUCACCAACAAGCAGUCAGACACCAAGAGCAAGGCCCUGCGUACCUGUGCCACUCACCUGACAGUCUACCUGGUGUUCCAGGUCACCAGCAUGUUCACUGUGCUCUCCCACAGGUUCAACCAGGUGUCCCCGUACCUGAGAAGGUCCGUGGGGGUCUCAAUAUUACUGUUUCCACCCAUACUUAACCCCCUGAUAUACGGAUUAAACACCAAAGAGAUCAGAAGUGUAGUAAUACAUUUUUUCACUAAGAAAAAGGUUACCAGUUUUGCCAGAUAAAAGUCUGCCUUGUUGUGAUGUCAUUUCAAUGAACUGAACUUUUGCUAUUAGUUGUAAAAUGCCAUGAAUAAUCUGAAAUUACAUUAAGUUACAGUUUUUCUCAAAUGUUUAAACACUAAAACUGGAACUAUGCACACGAUGGUGAAAACUUGA